AUGGACCUCUUCGAACAAUCAAGAGGAAGGCCAUCUCCAAAGCGAGGAAUCCAACUCCAAGGCCCUCGUCCCGCUCCUCUCAAGGUUAACAAAGACUCCCACAAGCUCAAAAAACCUUCUUUUCCUCCUCCCCCCACAGCUCCUUCCACCAUCCAACGCCGCCCUCCGGUCAUCAUCUACACCGUCUCACCAAAGAUAAUCCACACCAAACCCAGCGAGUUCAUGUCUCUCGUCCAGCGCCUCACCGGCUGCUCUGCCUCCAACGCUUCUGCCGCCACCGCUACCACCGGCAACCCCACUGACAAUAACAACCUAUCAGCAGAGCAAAACUCACCUGCCCAAAACAAGACUACAAAGGAUCAGGAUGACACAGAUGAGCUUCGCCGGCUUUUCAUCGGCGGAGGUUCGACGACGGGGAUUCAGCCAAUAUCGCCCAACUUCUUCUCUCCAUCAGUGGUGGAUAUAAAUCAGUUCAGCUUUUUCCAUGAGUUGAAUGUGCCGGCUUUGCAUGGGAAUAAAGGAAUGAUGGAUGGAGGCUUCAUAUCUAGUCCUGGUAAUUUCUCCUUUCAAUUGUAA
Messenger RNA from Dendrobium catenatum, 576 nucleotides. RefSeq names its product protein MKS1-like. Bases 1 to 576 code for a protein of 191 amino acids. The record is from RefSeq and is a predicted model, not a curated record. Gene Ontology annotation, cellular component: nucleus. NCBI's taxonomy places the organism in Eukaryota, Viridiplantae, Streptophyta, Magnoliopsida, Asparagales, Orchidaceae. The transcript has a single exon.